This is a messenger RNA of Galeopterus variegatus (Sunda flying lemur), 498 nucleotides long. RefSeq names its product guanine nucleotide-binding protein G(t) subunit alpha-1-like. Lineage: Eukaryota; Metazoa; Chordata; Mammalia; Dermoptera; Cynocephalidae. Gene Ontology annotation, cellular component: heterotrimeric G-protein complex. Gene Ontology annotation, biological process: adenylate cyclase-modulating G protein-coupled receptor signaling pathway. The coding region runs from base 25 to 498 and encodes 157 amino acids. Gene Ontology annotation, molecular function: GTPase activity; G-protein beta/gamma-subunit complex binding; G protein-coupled receptor binding. The transcript has 4 exons. The record is from RefSeq and is a predicted model, not a curated record.
UCCUUCAAGGACCUCAAUUUCCGGAUGUUCGACGUGGGCGGGCAGCGCUCAGAGCGCAAGAAGUGGAUCCACUGCUUCGAGGGCGUGACCUGCAUUAUCUUCAUCGCUGCGCUGAGCGCCUACGACAUGGUGCUAGUGGAGGACGACGAAGUGAACCGUAUGCACGAGAGCCUGCACCUGUUCAACAGCAUCUGCAACCACCGCUACUUCGCCACCACGUCCAUCGUGCUCUUUCUCAACAAGAAGGACGUUUUCUCCGAGAAGAUAAAGAAGGCCCACCUCAGCAUCUGUUUUCCGGACUACGACGGGCCCAACACGUAUGAGGACGCUGGCAACUACAUCAAGGUGCAGUUCCUCGAGCUCAACAUGCGGCGCGACGUGAAGGAGAUCUAUUCCCACAUGACUUGCGCCACGGACACACAGAACGUCAAGUUUGUCUUCGACGCUGUCACCGACAUCAUCAUCAAGGAGAACCUCAAAGACUGCGGCCUCUUCUGA